UCUCAGCAGUCGAGCAAUACUUGACUGCUUCUUGUUUUGCUGUUGUUUAGCAGCCGUGACUUGUUGACACAAGGUAAUGAGACAGGCCGCAAUUUGCUUGCACAAGACACACACACACACACCCAUCCAUACACACACAGUGAGACAACCUGCUCUUGUACUUUUUAUAGCAUACUUUUGAGCGGUGCACAAAUGCCACGACAGAAGCAGUCACAGUUGCCGCAGCAGCAGUCCGCAUCAAAGCAUGGCCCACAUUGGAGGCUUCGACUAUGGCGAGAAGCUGCCAGCAAUGGGCGCGGGCGUGACCAGCAGCACGGCUCUGGCCAUACGGAAUUCGACAAUAAUCGCGCAUCGUUUGUCCAUCUAUUUGCCGCAGCUGCUGUUGCCCACGCGGGAUCCACAAAAGCUCAUCAUGGAAAUCAACUGCCAUGUGGCUCAAUUCCGUGAGCUGCUCAUCUUUAUUGGCCAGACGCGCGAUUCGCCCGAGCUGCGCGAGAAGAUCCGUCGACUGCGACGCAGCUGCGUGGAUGCCUGCAAGCAGACGGCGCAUCUGAUCACGCCGCAGUCCAGGCACAGCCAGGCGGCCAGCUCCAGUGAGUGCCGCUUGCAGCUCCAGCUGCUCUACCAGCUGACGCAGCAGUUCCGGCACGAGCUCAUCAGGAGCCAUCGGCUUAUAGAGCUGGUGCCCUACGACAUGACCGACUACUAUGCACCCGCUCGCGGCGCACCCUCGAAUCUGGGCAAUGUGAUUAGCCAGAUAUUGCUGUGCAAGCAAAUCAAUCCGGACUUCCAACAGGAGGAGCUGUGCAGCAUCAGCAAGGAUGCGCAGGAGUUGAGCGAGCUGCUCGACCAGCUGGAAUCGCAUUUGCCCAGUCCCGCGCCCGCCGACGAACCGGACCUGCAUCUGGACCUGCACCUGCCGCACAGCUGCGAUGUUAACCUGGCCAUGUCCGCCUGGUAUAAACACCAGCGACGUCGCAGCUGCCGCAGUCGCAGUCGCAGUCUCUGCUGCUGCCUUGGGUCAUCCCACGCGAAUUAGCAUUAAGCAGGUAAGCGAAGGUCGUGCCGUCGUCUAUUAGACUACCGAAUACUCUAAUCACAUUUACAAUUUACAAUUUUCGUUCUAUUUAGUGGCACUUUUCAAAUAAAUCCAUGCAAUAAAUUUAGUUUAGCUUAGCGUUAACUUAUCUGCACUCGUGUACAGGAAAUUCCGAAUAAAAAUAUUUUUUGAACUGAUAAUAAUGAAUGGGCCAGCGGUUCACUGAAUGGGGCUUUACGAAUAAAGCAUUAUCGUAAAAUUGCCGGAAAAUAAAUAAUGUAGCUAGCGUUUGCCUUACAGACAACAAAGAACAGGUCGCAAAUCGAUUAAAUCAAUUAAAAUAGCUUAUAACUAACAAAAGUUAAUAUCAGCUAAACUGAUAAUAAGCAUUACAUAAAUGAGAACAAUAAU
Drosophila virilis is the source of this 1450-nucleotide messenger RNA. RefSeq lists its product as uncharacterized. NCBI's taxonomy places the organism in Eukaryota, Metazoa, Arthropoda, Insecta, Diptera, Drosophilidae. The record is from RefSeq and is a predicted model, not a curated record. Gene Ontology annotation, biological process: vesicle-mediated transport; G protein-coupled receptor signaling pathway. Gene Ontology annotation, cellular component: neuron projection; membrane.